Molecule: messenger RNA, 1753 nt
Organism: Aspergillus sclerotioniger CBS 115572
Lineage: Eukaryota; Fungi; Ascomycota; Eurotiomycetes; Eurotiales; Aspergillaceae
Product: bifunctional hydroxyethylthiazole kinase/thiamine-phosphate diphosphorylase
Exons: 7
Coding region: 96-1703 (535 amino acids)
Biological process (GO): thiamine biosynthetic process
Cellular component (GO): cytoplasm
Molecular function (GO): ATP binding; magnesium ion binding; thiamine-phosphate diphosphorylase activity
Source: RefSeq, a predicted model, not a curated record
CAAGUCGGGCUGGUUCGUUGCUCGUAUCCCCUCAGAUACUGUCGCAGCCAUCGUAGAAGACCUGUUGGCCAAUUGAGCAUCUCAGUUCACACAAAAUGACCCUGGAUCUCUCCGUAUACCUGGUCACGGACUCGACUCCCGCCAUCCUCAAGGGCCGGGACCUGUACGCGGUCGUCGAGGCAGCCCUGAAAGGAGGUGUGACGAUUGUCCAAUAUAGAGACAAGAAAAGUGACACAGGCGCCCAAAUCGAGACGGCCAAGAGGCUGCACCAGAUCACCCAGGCAUAUGGUGUUCCUCUGCUGAUCAAUGACCGUGUUGAUGUCGCUCUUGCUGUUGGCGCAGAGGGAGUUCACCUGGGGCAGGAUGACAUGGCUAUCGAGGUUGCCAAGAAGCUUCUCCCCGAGAAUGCGAUAAUCGGCAUCAGUGCCUCGUCUAUCGAGGAGGCCCAAAAGGCAGUCGCAGCAGGUGCCGACUACCUCGGGAUUGGCACUAUGUUCGCCACUCCGACAAAAACCAACACCAAGUCCAUCAUUGGUACUGUCGGGACCCAGACCAUUCUCGAGGCUAUCGCAGACUCGGGUCGCUCGGUUGGAACCGUCUCCAUCGGUGGUAUUAACGCAUCCAAUGUCCAGCGAGUCAUCUACCAGUCCCGUGCCCCGAGAAAGGCCUUGGAUGGCGUCGCGAUCGUUAGUGCUAUCAUGGCUGCAGACGACCCGACGGCAGCGGCCGCAGAGUUUGCAAAACUCGUAUCCAGCCCCCCGCCAUUUGUGCGGAGCGAGGCGACUACAUCCGUCCGUGAUACCACAGCGUUGCUCGAGCAAGUGCCCCAGGUUGUCCAGGAGGUUGUUAAGGGUCAUCCGCUGGUGCACAACAUGAUCAACUACGUUGUAGCGAACUUUGUCGCUAAUGUUGCUCUUUCCAUGGGCGCGUCACCGAUUAUGUCACCGUACGGAGAUGAAGCCGUCGAUCUCUGCCAGUUCGACGGUGCCCUAGUCAUCAACAUGGGCACUCUCACGAGCGAGAGCAUCCCCAACUAUCUGAAAGCCUUGAAGGCCUACAAUGUGCGCGGGAACCCCGUGGUGUACGACCCGGUUGGCGCCGCAGCAACCGGUAUUCGCCGUGGCGCUGUCACUCAGCUCAUGGCGAGCGGUUACUUUGAUCUCAUUAAGGGCAAUGAAGGAGAGAUCCGUCAGGUAUUCGGCAGCAGCGGCGUAACCCAGCGCGGUGUCGACAGCGGGCCCAGCAGCCUCGAUAGCCAGGGCAAGGCCAGACUGGCGCGUGAUCUUGCCAAGAGAGAGCACAAUAUCGUCCUCCUUACCGGCGCCACCGACUAUCUCAGCGACGGAGAGCGCGUCAUUGCGAUCGAGAACGGCCAUGAGUUUCUGGGCCAAGUUACAGGCGUAGGUUCUCCACAAGUUUUGAAAACAGAGUCCACUGACAAUGAUCAGACCGGUUGUGCCGUGGGCACCGUCUCCGGGGCCUUCCUGACCGCACACCCGAAGGAUAAGUUUGUUGCUGUCCUGGCCGGUCUCUUAAUGUACGAGAUUGCCGCAGAGAAUGCGGCUUCGAAGGAGGACGUGCGGGGACCGGGCAGCUUUGUGCCUGCGUUCUUGGACGAGGUGUAUGCCAUCCAGCAGGCGGCUUUGAAAGGCGACCGCAGCUGGUUUACGGGACGGGCGAAAGUGCAGGAGAUUCUUGUAUAGUAUGUAGAUAGACUUGGUACGAUGAAAAGCAGUUUUUUGGUUAUUCACAA